Messenger RNA from Hydra vulgaris (swiftwater hydra), 886 nucleotides. NCBI's taxonomy places the organism in Eukaryota, Metazoa, Cnidaria, Hydrozoa, Anthoathecata, Hydridae. The record is from RefSeq and is a predicted model, not a curated record.
AUGGUUACUGCAAUCUCUAAAUAUGAAUACUAUGAAACUGAAGUUAACCACGGAGAUGAAACUGAAGUUGACAAUGAUGGGGAAGAUGAAAUUUAUCAUAAGCGACCUGAUAAAGACAAAGCACUAAAGAAAUACAGAAAAUUGAAACUUAGACUAGAUGAUUUUAUGGCAGAAAUGAGGAAAACAGUCUCAUUAUUAGUGUCAAACUCUGUGACAACUGCAUCGUUCUCUGGUACUACUUCAACAUCAUCAUCAUCUGAUAUGACUGCAACUGCAGUGACAUCUGGUACUACUACAAUUGCCUCACCAUCUGAUACUACUACAACUGCAUUGACAUCUGGUAGUACUACUACAAUUGCGCUGAUAUCUGGUACUACUACAAUUGUAUCGUCAUCUGGUACUACUACAACUGCAUCGUCAUCUGGUACUACUACAGUUGCAUUGUCUGGCACUGCUGCAACCGAUCUAAAUUGGAGCAGCUACAGGCUUUAUCGCUCCCAGCACCCAGGACCUCUUUCUGAGAGGUCCUUUAACAAAUGGUGCUUUAAUAAUGGUAUGGAUGAGCCCUCAUUUAAAUGGAGAGCUCAUCCAUACAGGGGUGCUGGGAGGCACCAAGGAAAAAACAGCAACAAAAAAAUUUUAAAUAUCUUUAAUCAGUGAAGAUAUUUACAAUUUUUUUGUUGCUGUUUUUUCCUUGGUGUUUUAUUCUCAAUGAAAUAAAUUUAUAAUUUUAAUUUUGUUUGUUUUUAUUUUUUUAGUAUUUGUUUAGACUAUUAAUUUUUGACUAGAUAUUUAAUUUUUGGUUCACAAUAUUACAUGACUGUAAUUGUCCCCAAUAUAUAUCAUAUCAGUUAAAUCAGAAAAAUGUACUAUAGUAGAUAAUUAA